This is a messenger RNA of Mytilus californianus (California mussel), 2789 nucleotides long. RefSeq lists its product as uncharacterized. The transcript has a single exon. The coding region runs from base 17 to 2542 and encodes 841 amino acids. Lineage: Eukaryota; Metazoa; Mollusca; Bivalvia; Mytilida; Mytilidae. The record is from RefSeq and is a predicted model, not a curated record.
GCAACGAAUCACAAACAUGCCACAAAAACUGAUUCAACAUAGCCUCGGGUUUUCCCGAGAAUCGAGAAUGGAUUCAAUAAUGCGAUCAAGCAAGAACAUAAUGUUUUCAACAAGAACUAAAAAUCAACAAAUCUCAAAUUUACUAGAAUUUGAAAGGAAAAAAAUAGACAACAGCGAACAACUGGUAUUAGUUCAAACCACUCGAAACAUUAACAAUGAAAGAGACUCCUUGUCAAAAAUGUUAGCUCUGAGAAAAAUCUAUCAACGACACAGUUUCGAGAAGUACGACCCUGUUCUCCAUCCCCAGAAAAGAAAUCGGUAUUGUCACUUAGACGCCAGAGAUUUAAUGAAGAUGUGGUUUAAAGGAAAAACUGUGUCAAUAGGGAAAACUGAAUCCGACACUCUAUCUCAAACUGACUCGCGUCCUAUGUCUUCUAUAUAUCGUCGAAUGCGCGUGGCUAGCGGGAGGAGCAGAAAGAUGAGUUCUGUGUCAGGAGAAGCCGGCACAUGGGGUAAUUUAUUGACAGAAACAAUCCACGAAGAACCCAAAAGUGAAAUUGGAUCACUGACAGGGGGAGACGAAAAUGACGAUGAUUUGGAAGAAGUUGUGUAUCGUUUGGAUGAUAACAAACUUCACAUCGUACCAAAUAAAACUGUUCUCAGCUCUGAAAGUAAAACAGAAGUAACAAUGGAUGUGAUGAAUCCCAUAUAUAAAACGGAAGGUAAAUCGCAGGAUAACGAGCACACGAAAGUGACAAACGAAAUUCCAUUUAUAACAUGUGAUAAAAUAACAGAAAACGAUGUUAUUAAUAAAAACACAAGUUCAACUUCCUUAGUUGAAGAACAAAUAUCAGAACAACAACUGGACAAUACUUUACCAAAAAGAUACAAACCUGAAGAUCCCUCCCUCGACAAAAAUCAAAAGAAAGAUCUUUUGCAAGAUAUUAAAAACCACGAUCCGUCGAAUGAUACUUUGAAAUCUAAGAAAACAAUCAGGAAAAGCGUUGAAAUAGAUAACGGAAACGUCAAUCGAAACAAAGACACCUCUGAAGAAAGCAUUCAAGCUAAGGAAGAAAAAUCUGAACAGAAUAAUUCCGAAAGGACUGUUUGUGUUGAUCCGGUUAAAAUUGGUAUAACAAAUGAAAGCACUCCAAAAUCUUUAGAACAGACAGAAAAACAAAAUUUAAAUAAUUUAGAACAUGAUUCCCCAAAUAGAAAAACAACCGAUGAAAACACCAAAUCAAUAGCUAGCGCUAAAAAGAAAUAUCAAUUGAGAAAUCAAAAGCUAGCCAAAGAAACUACAAUACUCCCAGAAAGAGAGAACAGCGUCAUGUCGGCCACAUCAAUAUUAUCAAAUAAAUCACAGACCACAAAACAUUUACCAACUUCAAGUGGUGUAACGACAACCCAUCGUACAAAAAGUGAGAAAAAUGUAAAAGGGGCUACAAAAGACAUGCAUGAAAGCGUUGUUAAUAAUAACAACACAGGAAAUGCAAAUUAUAAACUUUCCCAAAUGCCUAAAGAUAGAACUAACAUGUCUGCAAAAUCAAAGAAUUCUGCAAAGAUAUCAACAUGUGUAGCACCAGCAAGAGAAAAAUCUUCCCUGUCAAUGAAAACCCUAUCGAAGGAAAAGACAAUACUAUCCAGAAAUUCAAUAUCAAGAGAGAACACAAGCGUAUCAGACAGAGGAAAAGAAAAGAUUGACCUUCCUCGUGUAAAAUCGAUAACAACGGACUCUGGUAAAUCUGUAAGAGAUUCAACAUCACGUGAUAUAUCCGUAAGAGAAUCGACACCACGUGAUAUAUCUGUAAGAGAAUCAACAGCAGGUUAUAAAUCUGUAAGAGAAUCGAAAUCACGUGAUAAAUCUGCCAGGAAAUCUACAUCACGUGAUACUUCUGUAAGGGAAUCGACAUUCCGGAAGGAUUAUACUAGGAAUGAAACAAUUAAGGCAACGGGUUCGAAUUUAAAGAAACAGCAAAAUCACUCAGCAAUUUCAAUCGAUACAAACAUACCAAUGACCGCUCCUGGUAUUCUUAAACGAUCAAAUCCGGAAACAGAUUCUAGACAUAUUCAAAAUAAAAGUACAAAUGAUACAAGAAGAUCAAGUAGUGCUUCUACUUUAAGAUAUGAUACCAACCAUAUUCACAAUGCAGCUACAAACAGACCUGUAAACUGGAAAGGACUGAUCAAUAAACUGAGAGGACAAAAUACAGGGGCAAUAGUUGAUGAUCGGGUCAUUGAUGCAAAAAGCACGAGACGUCUCAAGCGCCGCGAGAAGACCUUUGUUUUAUGUCGAGAAAGAACAAUAUUUCCGGGUGAAUGUAAAUCAACGUGGCAAAUGCGUAAAUUUAUUGAACGCGAGGUAAGUGACCUCAUGUUUUCGCAAUCACCAAAAGGUAAACGACAAUAUCAAAUCGACUUACUAAAAGAGAGGGAAAACUUAAGACUACCGUUAUUUGUAGACAAUACAAAAUCGACCUCUGCAAUAUUACGAGAUUUCAAACACAUCAGAAACGUUGAAAGAACUGUUACAGCACCGUAGACUUUUUCAUACAGAUAUUUUUUUCCAAAUCAAUGGAAGAUUAAAGUUAGUGAUAUACAUGGUGUUGAAAGGUGCAAAUCUGCGUUGAGAUAGUUUGUGAAAGCAUGACAAUAACACAAUUAUGAAACUGUUCUGUGUGUCAGAAAACAAACUGAGCUCGUUAGUGCUCAUAUAAGUACAUACUACAGAAACAACGAUCAAAACUAUAGUUUUGGAACGAAGUAGAAAAUAAAAUAUUUUUUUCUAA